UUUUAUGGGGCUUGUCUGCUCAGCUAACAAGAAAUGUUUAAAAGGAGCCAAAAUAAUAAACUUUAUUGUCAUUUUUAAUUUUAUAAUUCUUCAAUUCCAUGCACAUCUUCUUCUAUCUUCAACAAUUUUCAAUUUUUUCUCCAUCAUCAUCAUAUGCAUAGUUCAUACACAGUAGCCUGCUACAUAUGAGAAGGUAGAGAGUUGAAAGGAAAAGGAAAAAAAAAAAGGAAGAUCAAACCCACUUGUGUUCUUUCUUCUUCUUUCUUUCUUUCUUUCUUUCUUUCAUGCUUGAUUUGAUGGAUCCAGAGAUCUAAAUGCUUUCACAAUAAUACAUACACACUCUCUAGACCCUUCACCUGUUUUAUUAUUUUUUUCCCCAGAUCAUCCAUAUCUAUAUUCUUCAAUUGGGGCAUAAUUCAGUAUAAGCUUAAGCUUCUAGAUAAUCAAAGGUUUAAUUUUUGAGGUGAAGGACUAAAAUCAACUGUGACUGAAAAAUUGUUUUGGGGGUGAAGUUGUUCUUGGAUGGUUGGUAGAUGUGGAAAUUCCUGAAGGUUGUGUGGUGAGAUGAGGGAUGUUAUCAGAGUUGAUGAACUUUUUGAGGGCCUGCUUUCGGCCAGGUUCGGAUAGGUAUGGACAUGGUGGUUCGGAUGCUGGAGGAAAACAGGAUGGACUAUUGUGGUACAAAGACUCCGGGCAGCAUUUGCACGGCGAGUUUUCGAUGGCUGUUGUCCAAGCCAACAACUUGCUGGAGGAUCAGAGCUAUAUCAGAUCAGGAUGUUUAAGCACAAAUGAGUCUGGCCCUUUUGGCACCUUUGUUGGUGUCUAUGAUGGCCAUGGAGGGCCAGAGACGUCGCGGUUUAUCAAUGACCAUCUAGUUCACCAUCUUAAGAGGUUUAGUGCAGAGCAACAAUCAAUGUCAGUGGAUGUUAUUCGCAAAUCGUUCCAAGCAACAGAAGAAGGAUUUACAUCCCUGGUUGCCACACAAUGGUCGAUGAAACCACAAAUUGCAGCUGUAGGAUCAUGCUGUCUUGUUGGUGUUAUAUGCAAUGGAAGCCUUUAUGUGGCGAAUGUUGGUGAUUCGCGGGCUGUUAUGGGAAGAGCAGUUAAGGCAACUGGGGAAGUUUUGGCUGUCCAGUUGUCUGCAGAACACAAUGCAUCGAUAGAAUCUGUAAGACAGGAGCUGAAAUCUAUGCACCCUGAUGAUUCACAGAUUGUUGUUCUGAAGCAUAAUGUGUGGCGUGUGAAGGGCCUUAUCCAAGUUUCUCGAUCUAUUGGCGAUGUAUAUCUUAAAAAGGCCGAGUUCAACCGAGAGCCUCUAUAUGCAAAGUUUCGCCUUCGCGAACCAAUAAAGAAGCCUAUAUUGAGCUCAGAACCAUCUAUAUCAGUGCACCAGUUGCAGCCACAAGAUCAGUUUGUUAUAUUCGCAUCCGAUGGACUUUGGGAACACUUUAGUAAUCAAGAGGCAGUGGAUAUAGUUCAACAUAAUCCCCGCAAUGGAAUUGCAAGGAGGCUGGUUAAAAUUGCCCUGCAAGAAGCAGCAAAGAAAAGAGAAAUGAGAUAUUCAGACCUUAAGAAAAUCGACCGAGGGGUUCGUCGCCAUUUCCACGACGAUAUCACUGUGAUUGUUGUGUUCAUAGACUCAACUUUUGUGAGCAGGGCAACUUGUGUCAAGUUCCCUUGUAUUUCUCUUAGAGGCGGCGGCGUCAGCCUUCCUUCUAACACACUGGCACCUUGUACAACCCCGACAGAGGCCGGCGCCACCUGAUUAUUUAAGUUGCAUCCUAUCCUUGUCUUUUUCAUUUUCUUGUGUGAAUACCAGGUAUCUUCAAGUAGCAAUGAGAAGAGAGCAGCACAUGCAAUUCUUUAAAUGUGAAACUGUAACAUGUAGAAUUAUAAUACUCAUGUUUUAGGUUCCUUCCCACAAAUCAAAAGAACAGAAAAGGUAUAUAUAUACAUAUAUGAUGACCAUCUAUAAGAGUUGCCUUGGCACCAUUUACCUUGUUCAGUGUUCAUUUGCAUGUAACCAUUUCUGGGGAAGUUUUUUUUUUUUUUUUUUUUUUGUUUCCAGCUGUAUAUAGAGCUUUGUAGUCUAUUCAAUGGAAGGUGGGAGAUGGAGAGUUCAUGUUGUGAAAGAAAUUAAAUGAGUGACAUUUCAGGGAAUACAUACAUGUUUCAUUAUUUCAACUUUCAAUGCUUAGAUUUUGAGAGAAGUAAUGU
Messenger RNA from Arachis stenosperma, 2217 nucleotides. Its product is annotated as probable protein phosphatase 2C 60. Gene Ontology annotation, molecular function: protein serine/threonine phosphatase activity; cation binding. The record is from RefSeq and is a predicted model, not a curated record. The transcript has 5 exons. Bases 572 to 1765 code for a protein of 397 amino acids. Gene Ontology annotation, biological process: protein dephosphorylation. NCBI's taxonomy places the organism in Eukaryota, Viridiplantae, Streptophyta, Magnoliopsida, Fabales, Fabaceae.